Molecule: messenger RNA, 699 nt
Organism: Colletotrichum orchidophilum
Lineage: Eukaryota; Fungi; Ascomycota; Sordariomycetes; Glomerellales; Glomerellaceae
Exons: 3
Coding region: 1-699 (232 amino acids)
Cellular component (GO): cell wall
Molecular function (GO): manganese ion binding
Source: RefSeq, a predicted model, not a curated record
AUGCUCAGCAACGCAAUCCCCAUUGCCAUCGUGGCCCUAUCCUCUCUCGUCAUGGCUGUUCCCCAUCGCAGAGACAACGAGUCGGCCACGGGUCUGAGUUUGACUGCUCAGCUUCAACUUGCGGACACCGGCGCUGCUCGAUAUCGUCUCCUUCCAAAGGACGAGGACUUUGUCUACGACUUCAACAAAAGCCCAGUCGCCCUCGCCAAUCGCCAAACCUUCCCUGCCGUGGCGGGCUUAGGCGGUAGCAUGGCAGUAGCAUCAUUGCCCGCCUGCGCCAUGAGCUUCCUCCACCUCCACCCCCGCGCCUCGGAGCUCCUCGUCGUCACCUCUGGCCACCUCAUGAUCGAAAUGGUCCCCGAAGCCGGCGUCCUCGGCCCCGACGGCAAGCAGCGCGUGAUCCGCGCCGACCUGGGCCCCAACCAGAUGACUGUCUUCCCCAUGGGCUCGUUCCACACCCAGGUCAACCCCGAGUGCACCCCAGCAUCGGCCGUCGUGUCCUUCACCUCGGAUGAGGGAGGCACCAGCAUGGUCGCGUCACAACUCUUUGCCCUGAGCGAUGAGGUCAUUGAGACGUCCUUUGGCUCGAGCAUUGCUGGUGAGGAUAUUGAUAAGGUGCGGCAGGCUAUUCCCAAGAACCUCGUUCUCAAGGUGGAGGAGUGCCUGAAGAAGUGCGGCUUAGAGAAGCGGGGUCUCUGA